UCAUUCACAAAAUUCACAAAUCUAGUUAAGUACAUUAAACAAGUUUUGGUUGCUUUCUACCACCAAGAUACAAAAUGAAAAAUAUCAUUAGUUAUCUCUUUCUUAGUGAAGUUCUUGUGUUCUUGGCUUUGUUUUCUUCUUUCGUGGUGGCUUCUGAUCCUGGUCCGGUCCAAGACUUCUGCGUUGCUCUCGCUAACGCUAAUGAUGGGGUUUUCGUCAAUGGUCUGUUUUGCAAAGAUCCCAACCUUGCUACAGCCAACGAUUUCUUCCUCUCGGGAUUAAACAUACCAGGGUAUACAGAUAAUCAAGUGGGGUCGAAUGUUACACAAGCUAAUGUAGCCCAAAUUCCUGGACUUAACACCCUCGGAAUUUCCAUGGCUCGUAUAGACUUUGCACCAUACGGUCUGAACGCACCACACACACAUCCAAGAGCCACAGAGAUCUUGGUAGUGAUGGAAGGUACACUGUAUGUUGGAUUUGUCACAUCAAACAUUGGCAAUGUGAACAAACUCUUUACUAAGGUCCUUAACAAAGGUGAUGUCUUUGUAUUUCCCGUUGGCCUUAUACACUUCCAAUUCAACGUGGGGAGGACAAAUGCGGUGGCAUUUGCAGCUCUUAGCAGCCAAAACCCUGGUACUAUCACAAUCGGUAAAGCUGUUUUCGGAUCAACACCCCCUAUCAAUGAUGAUGUUCUUGCCAAAGCGUUUCGAAUUGACAAUAGAUUGGUUGAUAUUAUCCAGUCACGAUUUCAGAUGCCGGGCUACUAAAAAGAUUUGAUACUUAAUAAUUCAUGAAACUCGAAGGAAACAAUAUUAAUAUAUGUACUUACUGUUGUUCACUAGAACCAUAAAUAAAAAGUAAGGAAUUGAUGAUUUUUUUUUUUGAA
Molecule: messenger RNA, 886 nt
Organism: Papaver somniferum (opium poppy)
Lineage: Eukaryota; Viridiplantae; Streptophyta; Magnoliopsida; Ranunculales; Papaveraceae
Product: germin-like protein subfamily 1 member 14
Exons: 2
Coding region: 75-767 (230 amino acids)
Cellular component (GO): cell wall
Molecular function (GO): manganese ion binding
Source: RefSeq, a predicted model, not a curated record